UAGCCGUUGGUUGUCUGAAGAAGGAGAGUGUUUGCAUUGGCGUGAGAGCGGCGAAUUUUGUUCUGAAUGCAACGGAAAAUCUUUGGUUUUUUUUCGCAAAAUAUUUAACCGUAAUUAAUCAAUGGAAAUCUAGCUGAUAUAAUUCAAUAUGCUUCACGAAUCCAAACGAAAAAGUAUUCUUGAAUGGUUUAAUUCCCUUGUGACUUCUAAUAUACAAUCCUUCACUGAAUUUAGAGAUGCGAAUGGUUUCCUAGAUAUUAUUCGAUCAUUAUGCUGUUCUUCAUCUGCAUUACUAUACAAUUCAGACCUUGAUGCUUUGACUGAUGGAAAAAUUCCACAAAUUGAUGAAAAAUAUUCUUUCUUGAAGAAAUUUAUUGAUGAUGUAUAUCACAUUGACAGUGGUUUGAUGAUUGAUUAUGAAGAAUGUAAAUCAGGGAAGGAACUAGAGCUGGCUAAAGUUGCAGUUUUUCUUCUCAGUGCUCUUGUCCAAAGUCUUCUGUCUGCUGGAAGUCAAGAGGUCAAUACUUUAACUUUGCUUAGUGAUCAAACUCAAGAAGAUAUAAAAGAAUGUAUAGCUCUACUUGUUGAAAACUCGCCAUAUGGUAUUCGUAGAGUGGAAUUGCAUAGAAUUCUUAACCGCCCAGCAAAAUGCAAAGGAAGCUUUAGAUUUUCAUCUGGUAGAUCAUCACGUACGCCUCAGAAUGAUAGACCUUCAUCAAGCACACCUCUGAGUAGUAGAUCUCCACGUAGCACUUCUCGUGAUUCUGGAUUUCAUCGAAAACCGAAUUUUAGACAGAAAAUUACUCCUAUCAUUAAAACAACUCAGUUUGCAGAGCGAUCACCUUUAAAAGAUCUUUUAGAAUCACCAAGAAUGCAAAAUCAGGCAAUUAUAUUCUGUAAAGAUAAAAAAAUUCAUGAUCUUCAAUAUUCGCUUCAUUUGGAAGAAAAUAAAGUGGUAGAAUUAAUAUCAGAAAAAGAGGAAUUAGAGGCAAAGUUGAAUGCUAAAGAUCAAGAAUUGAUGAAGGUAAAAGAAGAAUAUCGAAAAUUGCGGGAUACAUUAGAUGAAGGUACAUGUCUCAAUAAUGUGCCAUGUGUAGAACCACCAAAGCAAAGUGAAGAGGAAAUGCAAAGGAUAAAAAAGGAAAUGGAAGAAGUAAUCCGUGUGUUAAAAAACGAAAUGGAAGACAUGGCUAGUAAAAAUGCAGAACUAGAACAAAAAGCAUUUUUACAAAAGGCAACCAGAGAAGCACUUGCUGUGCAAAAAAGAAUGCUUCAUGAAGUGCAGAGAGAACUGACACAACAUGAAAUAUCACGUGAGGCAGUAAAAGAAAAAUUGCGUGAGUGUGAACACCAUAUAAGAGACCUAAAAGAGAAAUGUAGAUUUUAUGAAAAUGGAUGGGAAGAAGCUUUUUCACUUGCGAAGUUAAAUAGUUCUCUGUUGUCAGAUAGUUCACAUGAAAGUAUCAUCUCAAGUCCUGGUAAUAAUCAAGAUAAUGAGCCAAUGG
Molecule: messenger RNA, 1505 nt
Organism: Stegodyphus dumicola
Lineage: Eukaryota; Metazoa; Arthropoda; Arachnida; Araneae; Eresidae
Source: RefSeq, a predicted model, not a curated record